Molecule: messenger RNA, 312 nt
Organism: Wallemia ichthyophaga EXF-994
Lineage: Eukaryota; Fungi; Basidiomycota; Wallemiomycetes; Wallemiales; Wallemiaceae
Exons: 2
Coding region: 1-312 (103 amino acids)
Source: RefSeq, a predicted model, not a curated record
AUGCCGAGCAACAGAAUCCGCCCGCCAAAUUCAAACAGCUUUAGCUAUCUCGUCUGGAAAUUUAUAACUGUCAUGGAGAGCGAGUGGGGAUUUGCAAUUCUAGAGCCAUGGGAGAAGGCUAUGGUGCUAUCUCUUCUAUUAACAGUUUCUUCAAUUAUCCUCUUUUCCGUACUCUUUUACGCCCCCGCGCAGCUCCUCCGCCUCAAGACGAGACUAGCUUAUUACUUAUUCGGCAGCGACUCGUCGCAGAAAGAAAUUAUUGCUGUCUUUACCGAGUGGUCUAAUGUGAUUAGAGGCGUUUCCCAGCCUUAA